GUGCGUCACGCACCCGUGACUUGCUCUGGUAUGAAGGGAGGAGACAUGCGGUUGUCUUUGAACGUGGUUCACCCCGGUCUGUCAGUGCGUCUGUGCCAGUCUACCGGCUCUUUAAAUUACCCCCCUUUCACCAGCAGCGAUCAGCUACCUAAACCAUGAAGAUCUGGACCUCAGAGCACAUAUUCAACCACCCUUGGGAGAUGGUGAUUAAAGCUGCUAUGCAGAAGUACCCAAACCCCAUGAACCCCAGUGUGGUUGGGGUGGAUGUUCUGGACAGAAAAAUUGACACACAAGGAUGCCUCCACAGUAAAAGACUGCUCAGCACAGAGUGGGGGCUUCCAUCUAUAGUGAAAUCUCUCGUUGGUAACGCACGAACAUACACUUAUGUUCAGGAACAAUCAGUUAUUGAUCCCAAAGAGCAGACUUUUGAACUUCAGUCUUCAAAUAUCACAUUCACAAACAUGGUAUCUGUGGAUGAAAAAUUAACAUAUAAACCACACCCUGAAGAUCCAGAAAAAACAAUAUUGACCCAGGAGGCUAUCAUCUCUGUGAAAGGGGUCAGUCUCAGCAGCUACCUGGAGGGAGUUAUGGCCAGCACCAUCUCUACUAAUGCUGGAAAGGGCCGUGAGGCCGUGGAGUGGGUUAUCAGGCGACUGAAUACAGAAAUCGAGGAGCUGGCAGCCACAGCACGUGGGACCAUACGCACCCCGAUGGCUGCUGCAGUCACAGAGAAAUGACACCCAACUCUGGUGUUCAGCUAAGUUUCAGAUUGGACUGCACAGCAGAACAGCCAGCCUCCUUCUAUGAUACUCUGGUCCUGUUUGGUGCUUUGGGGAUUUUUGUAUUAUUUAAGGGUACAAUUUGGCAUGUUGUGUACUUUUACCAGUUAUAUUCUAAGCCGGAGACUGCUGCCUAAAGGAGGUCUGAGUGGUUUCUAGUGAUGCGGCCUGGCGGGACUGCUUUGAUAGGGCGCUGAAAAGUUGGUGGCUCACUCAGGGACAUUUAAACACUACUGCCAUUUGUGUCUUUGAAAAAAGGUGCAAUGUGGAAGGACUGGAAACACAAGAAAUGUGCCAAUGCAGACGCUGCUGUUUGUCUUUACAAAUGCCUUCUCCAGGUGUGUAUUCAUCUGGCAGAAAUGUGUCAGAAUCCCAGCAUAUCGUCUCUGGUCCGAGCUUCACGUUUACAGCAGAAAAACAGGUCAUGGUGAGACGUAUAGGAGUGACUGUAACAAAUGCGUACACUGAGAAAUGAUGGCUGAUAUUAGCCAUGGAGGCGGCAUGUCAAGCGCACUGAAUGUCACAAAUGCAUGCAAGCAGGUCAGAUUAAACGGUUUGGGUUAUCCACAGUGACCACAGUAAGGUUUAUUUGUGUAAGAGAGCCACCUCAACAGUGUUUUCGUAUGGGACCUCAGUUACAACAACAGACUGUACUAGGUACGAAUGCAAGCCUGAUACUAAACUGUACUGAUGUAAUGUAAUAACUUAUGUCAUUGAGGUAUUUAAGUGAAAUGAAGGGAUCAAAGUACUUGCCAUAUUUAUACUUUUAAAAAGGUAUAGUAGACCUUCUCAAAUGCUGCUUUAAUGUAACAUAAACAUGAAUCUGUUUACUGUGUAGAAACAAGGGUCAGACUUCUUUUUACAUACUAAACAUGAGGUCGUUUCAACUGAAGUAGUUUUAUCAGCACGUGCAUAAUCCUGUAAGCAUGAUCACUGAAUGCCGGGGCCGAAAGCUUCACAAUUAUUACCAGUAAAAGCUGCUACAUGUGCUAAGCAAGCUUUUUGAUAAAACUGUUUCAGUGGAUACUCUGUGUUUGAGAUAGUCUCAUAGUGGGAAUCUGUGUGGCGAUGGUAAACGCACAACUUUCUGUCUAUAACAUAUUUAUAAAUAUUUUUUAUCUAUGUCAGGGAUAUUUAUUUUUGGAAAAAGAACAAUUUGGAAGAGCAAACUAUGAGUUUGGUUGAUUUUUAAAGGAAAACAACAUGUUCACGUAAUAAUUUUUGUUUUCUGAAUGGGUUAUUGUGUAAAAGAUUCUCACCAAAUGCAGAAUGUGUGAAUAAAAUAUUUGAACCCUUUUUAUUUAA
This is a messenger RNA of Maylandia zebra (zebra mbuna), 2084 nucleotides long. RefSeq names its product PRELI domain containing 3 (gene prelid3b). The record is from RefSeq and is a predicted model, not a curated record. NCBI's taxonomy places the organism in Eukaryota, Metazoa, Chordata, Actinopteri, Cichliformes, Cichlidae. Gene Ontology annotation, cellular component: mitochondrial intermembrane space.